Messenger RNA from Dunckerocampus dactyliophorus (ringed pipefish), 1367 nucleotides. It is a transcript of the gene nmrk1, whose product is annotated as nicotinamide riboside kinase 1. The transcript is spliced from 8 exons. Lineage: Eukaryota; Metazoa; Chordata; Actinopteri; Syngnathiformes; Syngnathidae. Bases 159 to 770 code for a protein of 203 amino acids. Gene Ontology annotation, cellular component: cytoplasm. The record is from RefSeq and is a predicted model, not a curated record.
CAUGACUGAGUGCAUAUGCCAAUGCACUUAACUGUAUUGCUGCAUACUAAACUCCUCUGCUCUCGUAGUGUAUACAUGUGCAAUUUAUGAGCUAUUUAUGUAACUUUUUAGCACAGAGAGGUUAUGUUUGACGACCCUAGAGGCCUUUGUACGACGAGAUGAAAAGACUAAUUGUGGGAGUGGGUGGGAUGACCAAUGGAGGAAAAUCCACUCUUUCCAAAAGUCUAAAGGAGAAGAUCCCCAACAGCUGCAUCAUUGCACAGGAUUCAUUCUUUAAGGAUGAUUCGGUGGUACCAGUGGACGGUAACGGCUUCAAGCAGUAUGACACACUUGAUGCUCUCCACAUGGACAGCAUGAUGAGCGAGGUUGACGCCUGGCAAAGAGAUCCCAAGACCGUCCUCAGGAAAGCACAUCUGGCUCCAGAGAAGAUGACGCCAUCGUCACCAGAUGACGUGUUUGUGCUGAUUGUGGAAGGCUUCCUCAUAUUCAAUCAUAGAGCUUUGAAUGAGCUCAUGGACAAAAGGUACUUCCUGGAAAUACCUUAUGACACCUGCAAGCAGAGACGAAGUUUGAGGGUGUACAAGCCACCUGAUCCUCCAGGCUACUUUGAUGGACACGUGUGGCCCAUGUACCUGAAGAACCGCCAGGAGAUUGAGAGCACGGCCACGGGAAUCUUGUUUCUGAAUGGACUCAAGUCAAAGGAGGAGCUGCUGGCCACUGUGUAUCAAGACGUUUGUCUCGAAAUGAAGAGGCUCAAAGAUACAGACUGAAAAUGCUGCCCUCUUAUCGUAUUUCCUCACCUCCUGGUGAAUUGGAGGACCUCUGCUCCCAUGGAGUCAGUCGCUUGGACCUACUUGUAUUAACGUGCACCUAAAAGGACCAAAGUGACUUGUCACAAUGUGUUUUUAGAUAGCAGUAGCUGACAUGAAUAUGAAGAUGUAAUGUGUGUUUUUAGCUAACCUUAUUUCUCAUUUUGUUGUUUGCCUCUUAAAUGUUUGUGUCUUUGUUUUAUUCAAAUGUUUGUGUCUUUGUUUUAUUCAAAAGGUCUGAUUGGGCCAGAUUGAUGAGACAAAAAGAGGGAAAUUACAGGAAAAAUGUCAUUAAAUUAUUAAUUUAUAUUUAAUUAAAUAAUGUUGGAAUAUUACAAAAAUUAAGUUGUAUUUUUGUGGGAGGAAAAAGUCAUAUUAUUAUGAGAAUAAAGUUAAAUUAUAUUGAAAAAAAGCAGUACAAUUACUAGCGUAAAGUUAUACGUAAUAUUACGUCUAAAAAGGUGGCAGUGCUGGCCCAUACAGAAAAGAAAACAACAAAAAGUGAUCAAGUUGUCAGAAUAAUUCUGUCUCUGUCAUAUUAAUUCUGUCUCUGUAAUA